AUGGCGAUUCUGCGCGACGCUUCGCCGUGGAGCCUGCUCGCCGGCGCCGCGGCCAUGGCGGCUCUGUGGUGGGCGGUCAAGAUGCUCGAGUGGGUCUGGUGGGGCCCGAGGCGCAUCGAACGGGCCCUGAGGGCGCAGGGCCUCGGGGGCACCCACUACCGGUUCCUGAGAGGCGACAUCAGGGAGGAGCAGCGGCUCAUGAGGGCGGCCCUCUCCAAGCCCGUGCCAAUGGACCGGCCGCACGACAUAGUCCCGCGCGUCUCCCCUCUCCUCCACCGCGUCACUGCGGAGCACGGGAAGGUCUCAUUCACAUGGUUUGGGCCGUACCCAAGAAUCACAAUCAGUGAUCCUGAGCUGGUUCGGCAAGUUCUCGCAAAUAAAUUCGGCCACUUCGAUAAAACGAAGCUAGCCCGCCUUGCAAGGGUGUUUAUUGGCGGACUCGCGGUCCUUGACGGUGAAGAAUGGGCCAAACAUAGAAGGAUUAUGAAUCCAGCCUUUCAUGCAGAAAAGCUAAAGCGGAUGUUGCCGGCAUUCUCUGCAUCUUGCAGUGAACUAAUUGACAGAUGGGAUAAUUCAGUCACUGUUUCUGUUGGAGCAAUAGAGCUUGAUGUUUGGUCGGAGUUCCAAAAUUUAUCAGGGGAUGUCAUUUCAAGAGCUGCAUUCGGUGUCACCAACGAAGAAGGCAGGCGGAUUUUCCAACUUCAAGCCGAGCAAGCAGAGCGCCUUGUCCAAUCUUUCCGGACUAAUUACAUCCCGGGCUUCUCGUACGAUCCUCAUUUUCCUUAUUAUUUGGUUCCCAACAAACAAAUAUCAAUUUAUGUGGAUUCAUGUGUUCCAGAAUGUUUUCUCAAUGAAAUUUCUGUAUCCAUUUCUGAAACUAAUCAACGGAUAUUUUCACUCUUCAGUCUGUUGCCGACAGAAAACAACAGAAAGAUGAAGGCUAUAAAUACAGAGGUCAAAGGGAUUCUAAGGGGGAUAAUAGAGAAGAGGCAGAAGUACAUGAAGAAUGGAGGAACUGACAAGGACGAUCUGCUGGGCCUGCUACUAGAGUCAAACAUGGAUUACAAGGAUGCCAAUGGCAAAACAAGCAAGGGGAUGACCGUGGAAGAUGUAAUUGACGAAUGCAAGUUGUUCUACUUCGCGGGAAUGGAGACUACAGCCGUACUGCUCACAUGGACAGUGGUGCUACUAAGCAUGCAUCCGGAGUGGCAGGAUCGUGCCAGGGAGGAGGUUCUGCAAGUAUUUGGGAAGAACAAACCAGAUUUAAAUGGCCUUAGCCGCCUAAAAGUUGUUAUGAUGGUGUUCAACGAGGUCCUGCGUCUGUACCCACCGGUGAUGCUCAUUAACCGCCGGACAUACAAGAAAAUAGAGCUCGGAGGCGUCACAUACCCGCCGAACGUGAUGCUCGCGCUGCAACUCAUGUUCGUCCACCGUGACCCUGCCAUCUGGGGGGAUGACGCCGGCGAGUUCAACCCGGGGAGGUUUGCCGAGGGCAUCUCCAAGGCAAGCAGGGACCCGGGGGCCUUCUUCGCCUUCAGCUCAGGGCCGAGGAACUGCAUUGGUCAGAACUUCGCGCUGCUUGAGGCCAAGGUGGCCAUCAGCAUGAUCCUGCAGCGGUUCUCUUUUGAGCUCUCGCCGGCGUACGUGCAUGCGCCCUAUGCCGUCCUUACACUGCACCCGCAGCACGGUGUUCCGGUCAGGCUGCACCGGCUCUGA
Triticum turgidum subsp. durum (durum wheat) is the source of this 1716-nucleotide messenger RNA. The record is from the annotation of a GenBank genome assembly. NCBI's taxonomy places the organism in Eukaryota, Viridiplantae, Streptophyta, Magnoliopsida, Poales, Poaceae.